UUCCUUCCAUAUCUGUGUUGAUCUUAAAGUACGUCAAAGCUAAACCGUGAGAUUGUUGAACCUGAUUGUUCCGGUUUAGAUCGGGUCAUAUAAUAAUCGCAUAGUUUUUUUAGAUUGGGAACCUCAGAACUGAGACUAAUGUUUAGGAAACGAAUCCUAGUUUUGCAAUCGCUGCGUCGUCGAGUCAAUCUCAGUAACCUCGAAACCCUAAUUUCGCGGCGCCUCUCGGUAGUAUCAUCCAAACACUCGAAUGAUGCAGAAACUGGAACGUUCUCGCUAGCUGGGGAAUUAGCGUCUCUCGUAGAGGAAUCUCCUGCUCGCCUCGAUGACGAUGUUGAUACCACCAAACCUAGAAGCCGCAUGGAGCUGAAACGAUCUCUGGAGCUUCGUCUAAAGAAAAGAGUCAAAGAGCAGUACAGUAACGGCAAGUUCAACAACCUCCUGAAGAAAGUGAUCGCGAGGCCCGAGACUCUUCGCGACGCGUACGACUGUAUCAGGCUCACCUCCAAUGUGUUAGCAGAGAGAGACGGCAAUGUCGCGUUUGCGUUUGAUUCGAUGGCGGAAGAGCUGUCUAGCGGUGCGUUUGACGUUGCUUCCAAUACCUUCUCGCUCGUGGCUAGAGAUAAAACGAAGGAGGUUCUCGUCUUGCCUAAUUUCGAUCUGAGAGUCGUUCAAGAAGCCGUUAGAAUAGUCUUGGAAGUCGUUUUCGGUCCUCAUUUCUCCAAGAUCUCGCAUAGCUGUCGAAGCGGGAGGGGGCGUGGGUCCGCGCUGAAGUAUAUCAGCGAGAGCGUGUCUCGUUCUGAUUGGUGUUUCGCUUUGAGCUUGAGCAAAGAAGUGGAUGGUUCUGUUUUCGAGAGCUUGCUCUCUGUGAUGGAGGAGAAGGUGGAGGAUGGUAGCUUAAGCGUCUUGCUCCGUUCUAUGUUUGAAGCACGUGUGCUGAAUUUUGAGUUCGGUGGGUUUCCCAAGGGUCAUGGUCUUCCGCAAGAAGGAGUGUUGUCCCGUGUGUUGAUGAAUGUUUAUCUUGAUCGGUUUGAUCGUGAGUUUUAUAGGAUCUCAAUGAGGUAUGAGGCUCUAGGUCGUGAUGAUGUAGGUGGUGGAGGACUAGGUUCGAAACUUCGGUCCUGGUUCAGGAGGAAGGCAGGAGAGCGAGAUUUGAUAAGUCCUGUGGAGAAGGACGUCGCUGUCAGAGUUUACUGUUGCAGAUUUAUGGAUGAGAUUUUUUUCUCUGUGUCUGGACCCGAGAAAGUCGCGGUUGAUAUCAGAUCCGAAGCUGUAGAUUUCUUACGGAACUCGCUGCAUUUGGACAUCACAGAUGAAAUGGGGUCGUUACCGUGUGAGACGACCGGUGGGCUUCGUGUUUUGGGUACCUUGGUGAGGAAAAACGUGAGGGAGAGUCCCGCUGUGAAAGCUGUUCACAAGUUGAAGGAGAAGGUUAGACUCGUUGCGUUGCAGAAAGAAGAGGCGUGGACCUUGGGAACAGUUAGGAUUGGGAAGAAAUGGUUAGGUCAUGGAUUGAAGAAGGUCAAGGAGUCAGAGAUCAGAGGCUUGGCAGAUAGUAACUCUACCUUGAGCCAAAUAUCUUGCCAUAGAAAGGCAGGCAUGGAAACAGAUCAUUGGUAUAAGGUCUUGCUUAGAAUCUGGAUGGAGGACGUGCUAAGAACCUCUGCAGAUAGAAGCGAGGAGUUUGUCUUGUCGAAGCAUAUUGUUGAACCCACGAUUCCUCGAGAACUGAGAGACGCGUAUAACAAGUUCCAAGCUUCUGCUGCGGCGUAUGUUUCUUCAGAGACAGCUAAAGUAGAAGCUCUUUUGCCCGGUCCACUCUCUCAAGAUAAACCUGUUUUCUUUGGUGAUGUUGUUGCUCCUACCAAUGCUAUAAGAAGGCGUCUUUUUCGCUAUGGAUUAGUAACUGCGGAGGGUUAUGCUCGUACCAACUCUAUGCUUAUAUUGCAAGAUACUGCCCAAAUAAUUGAUUGGUUCUCGGGACUUGUCCGGCGAUGGGUGAUAUGGUAUGGAGGCUGUAGUAAUUUUGAUGAGAUAAAGGCGCUUAUCGACAAUCAGGUCAGAAAGUCAUGCAUCCGGACUUUGGCAUCAAAAUAUAGAAUACACGAAAACGAAAUAGAGAAACGCCUUGAUGAAGAACUGAGCACGAUACCCUCUGCUGAAGAUAUAGAACAGGAAAUACUAGAUGAGAAACUAGUUUCUCCAGCGUUUGACAGGGAUGAACAUCUAACGUACGGCAUUGCCAAUAGUGGUUUGUGUUUAUUGUCUUUGGCUCGAAUAGUGAGCGAAUCAAGGCCUUGCAAUUGCUUUGUAGCUGGUUGCUCUAUGGCCGCACCUGCUGUUUACACUCUACAUGCAAUGGAAAGACAGAAGUUUCCUGGUUGGAAAACUGGAUUUUCUGUUUGCAUUCCCUCUAGCUUAAAUGGAAGGAGAAUAGGGCUCUGUAAGCAACACCUCAAAGACCUUUACUUAGGUCGAAUAUCACUUCAAGCUAUUGAUUUUGGAGCGUGGAGAUGAUUACUUUUCUCUCCACUACACGAGUUCUGCAAGUUUGCUGAUAUAUUCCGAGUAGCACAGUUUGAAUACCCCUCAGAGUCUAGAACCGUGGCAUUAGCUGUGCUUGUGGAAAAUGCUAGGUUUUGAACGUGACAAAUGGAGCUAGCGGAUCGAGCAGUCGGGCUUCUAUUAUCUUCAAUCAGCUUAUCCA
This is a messenger RNA of Raphanus sativus (radish), 2707 nucleotides long. RefSeq names its product nuclear intron maturase 4, mitochondrial. Gene Ontology annotation, biological process: mRNA processing. The transcript is spliced from 3 exons. Bases 139 to 2517 code for a protein of 792 amino acids. The record is from RefSeq and is a predicted model, not a curated record. NCBI's taxonomy places the organism in Eukaryota, Viridiplantae, Streptophyta, Magnoliopsida, Brassicales, Brassicaceae.